GCAUGUGCCCGCGCUGCCACCACCAUACCGCUUUAGGAAUGAAUGCAGACCCAGUUUGUAAGUUUUUUUUGGACAAAUGACUCGAGUCGACAACUGGAGCAAAUCUGUUGGGUCAAAAGAAUAACACCCACCAACUUUAUGUGGAGAAAAUUGAGCGCGUUUGAAUGUUAUAACAUCCCACCACAUUUCAUCUUUUCAGUUCUCCUGUCUGUGGCCAAAGGAAAGGACAUUGCUUUGGUUUGGCACCACAGUGCACUGCUCACCUGCCUUCCACUCUUCAGAGAAGCCGUGCCACAUUUGGUAUAAAGAGUUGGUUCCUGCAAUACUUCAGGAAAAUGACGGCCAUCAACGCUCCACGGGACAAGUAUAAUGCAGUGUGGAUCAUUUUUUUCAUCCUUGGCUUGGGAACCCUCCUGCCAUGGAAUUUCUUCAUGACUGCAACCAUGUACUUCACCAACCGACUGAAGGACCCGGCCGUUGAGGACUCAGCCAUUCUGACAGCCAACACCACAGUGGUGGAGGGAGACACGAGGAGCAUCCUGGAGUCCAAGUUCAACAACGUGAUGACCCUGUGCGCCAUGGUGCCCCUGCUCAUCUUCACCUGCCUCAACUCCUUCAUCCACCAGAGGAUUCCUCAGAAUUGGCGUAUCGCCGGCUGCCUGUCUGUGAUCCUGGUGGUGUUUCUGUUGACGGCGGUGCUGGUCAAAGUGGACAUGGGCCCUCUCCCCUUCUUCUCUCUCACCAUCAUCAAAAUCAUCUGCAUCAAUUCAUUUGGGGCAGUGCUGCAAGGCAGUCUGUUUGGCCUGGCUGCAAUGCUGCCGGCCUCCUACACCGCACCUAUCAUGAGUGGACAGGGUCUCGCUGGAACCUUCGCUGCCUUCUCUAUGAUCUGUGCCCUGGCCAGUGGCUCAGCCCUGCAGGACAGUGCCUUUGGCUACUUCAUCACUGCGUGCGUGGUCAUCUUCUUGGCCAUCCUGUCCUACCUCGCUCUGCCCAGUAUGGAAUUUUUCCAGUACUACCUGGAAAGUAAUGGAUCCAAGCCAGCCGGCGGAGAUGAGGAGAACAAGAUGAACCUAUUGAAAAAAGACAGCCCAGCAGAGAAGAGGCCAGUGGUCAGUCUGACAGAGGAGGAAGCCAAGCCCACGAUAUCUGUGUUUGCCAUCUUUAAACAGAUCUGGGUAAUGGCCCUCUCUGUGUGCUUCGUGUUCACCAUCACCAUCGGAACUUUUCCUGCAGUCACAGUUGAUGUCAGAUCCACGAUGGCCGAUGGAGGUGCCUGGGAUACAUACUUCAUCCCUGUGUCGUGUUUCCUGCUCUUCAACGUGAUGGACUGGGCAGGAAGGAGUCUGACGGCCGUGUGUAUGUGGCCCGGUAAGGACAGCGUCAUCCUGCCCGUCAUGGUGGGUCUCCGUGUGGUCUUUGUGCCUCUCUUUAUGCUGUGUAACGUCCAGCCCAGGAACAACCUGCCCGUGCUGUUCGCCCACGACGCCUGGUACAUCGUCUUCAUUAUCCUCUUCUCCUUCAGCAAUGGAUACCUGGCCAGCCUCUGCAUGUGCUUUGGACCAAAGAAAGUGGCACAACGCGAAGCGGAGACGGCCGGGACCAUCAUGGCGUUCUUCCUGUCUCUGGGUUUGGCUCUUGGAGCUGCCUUGUCCUUUGUUUUCAGAAUCAUUAUCUAGACCUGGAGUCCCCACAACACCACCCCACCCCUCAGAACACUGCUCCUCUACCCGCCGUGCAGGACGAGGGGUGUAGGAGGAGGUGAACUUUGCUGUGUUGACUGUCACACGGCAGCAACACUACAACACUCAGAUGCAGCCAGCCUCAGAGCUUGUGUGUAUGUGCUUCCGCUCUUCCCACUGAAUUAUAAUACUCUCCAUUUUGAAAGAAUGCAAAGUUAAUCUAGUUCAGCUGCCUAUGUAACUGCUCUCAUCUCGUGCUCUAGUUGCCAACAUGUCUCUCAUCCUGCAGGGAACAUGGUGGAAGACUGGAGAAGCGCUCUCAGCUCAAGGGAGUAUUUCAGCUCUUAGGCCAAAAUGCCGCGAUGAGCCGUAAAUGGAGCUCCUGUUCAAAUUAUAGAUUAUAAACAGUACCAGCACCCCAAAUGAUUACCGGAACCUAAAUCAGUCUAGCACUGAUAAAAUGGGCCUACCUGAUUACUUCUUGUGUUUCCACUGGAUCGGAGAAUGGCGUUUUAACCUUUCAUGCUGAGUGGUUAAUGGAAGGAGAGGGCAGGAAAACAUGUCAAAUACAUUCAGUAACUAUUGUAGUUCUCAAUGGAUGUAAAACCAGACAUCACGAACGUGCUGUUUUGAGGUGAAGAAAACGGUACUUUAAGAAGCUCCACAUGUCAGUAGUGGUGGUGUGUUAAGCCAAUCAGAAAUACUAUCAAAUCCCCAAAUGGGUACAUUUCACAUUUGCACCUAGGCCAGUUAGCCUAUAGGCCAACUUCUAUGCUUGCACGUCCUUAUUCAACACUGGCAGGAGCGCCCCAAACAAAAGACAAUGGCUAAAUUAACGAAACUCGUAAAUUAAAUUAAAUAAACUUGUUUCUCACAAGUGUAGCAUAGGUUGUGCACUUUGAAAACAAUUAGUCCACCCAGACAAUAACAAAAAGACUAGAAUAAUAACAUUGAAUGCAUUCAUAGAAAUGACCAUAACCAAAAUAACAAACAUUGUAGAUUAGGAAUUAAUGGUAAAUGUACUACUGGUAAUAUGUAAUGGGGAAUUGAUAUACACUAACAAUCAAAUGCAAACUUGACACGAAGGUGUGAAACAAUGAAUGUGCACAAAUUGGCGGGAGAGACCGCAUUCAGUAGAAAAGUGCAUCUAUCUGCAUUGGCCAUUCAAAAUUUAAAUUGAUGCCGCCUGAGCAGAAGUCCGGGCAUUCAUACUUCUUGUGCUUGGCGGAAUAGUGUAGAGCUGUUAAGGAUUGUGUUUUCUAAUGGAUGUACCGCCCCCACCUACCGUCAACCAAUCAUGUUAAUGCGGACCUAUACAGAGCCCUCCGCAUUGUGACAUUUGGGAGGCACAUGGCGAUGUGGUACGGUGCUUGAUUUGGCCCUGCAUGCCUCCUGGAGGCUUUGCAAUUGCGUCAAACCCUCCAUAUGGAGCCUCUGACCACAUUAUAGAUCAAGCAUCAAUUGUCUUUUGUCUAGUCCUCCGCAAUGGAUUAGUUCACAGAGAUGGGCGCAAAUAUACACUGCUCAAAAAAAUAAAGGGAACACUAAAAUAACACAUCCUAGAUCUGAAUGAAAUAUUUUUAUUAAAUACUUUUUUCUUUACAUAGUUGAAUGUGCUGACAACAAAAUCACACAACUAUCAAUGGAAAUCAAAUUUAUCAACCCAUUUGGAUUUGGAGUCACACUCAAAAUUAAAGUGGAAAACCACACUUCAGGCUGAUCAAACUUUGAUGUAAUGUCCUGGGAAAAGUCAAAAUGAGGCUCAGUAAUGUGUGUGGCCUCCACGAGCCUGUAUGACCUCCCAACAAUGCCUAAGCAUGCUCCUGAUGAGGUGGCGGAUGGUCUCCUGAGGGAUCUCCUCCCAGACCUGGACUAAAGCAUCCGCCAACUCCUGGACAGUCUGUGGUGCAACGUGGCGUUGGUGGAUGGAGCGAGACAUGAUGACCCAGAUGUGCUCAAUUGGAUUCAGGUCUGGGGAACGGGCGGGCCAGUCCAUAGCAUCAAUACCUUCCUCUUGCAGGAACUGCUGACACACUCCAGCCACAUGAGGUCUAGCAUUGUCUUGCAUUAGGAGGAACCCAGGGCCAACCGCACCAGCAUAUGGUCUCAAGGGGUCUGAGGAUCUCAUCUCGGUACCUAAUGGCAGUCAGGCGAGCACAUGGAGAGCUGUGCGGCCCUCCAAAGAAAUGCCACCCCACACCAUGACUGACCCACCGCCAAACCGGUCAUGCUGGAGGAUAUUGCAGGCAGCAGAACGUUCUCCAUGGCGUCUCCAGACUGUCACGUGCUCAGUGUGAACCUGCUUUCAUCUGUGAAGAGCACAAGGCGCCAGUGGCGAAUUUGCCAAUCUUGGUGUUCUCUGGCAAAUGCCAAACGUCCUGCACGGUGUUGGGCUGUAGUAAGCACAACCCCCACCUGUGGAUGUCGGGCCCUCAUACCACCCUCAUGGAGUCUGUUUCUGACCGUUUGAGCAGACACAUGCACAUUUGUGGCCUGCUUGAGGUCAUUUUGCAGGGCUCUGGCAGUGCUCCUCCUUGCACAAAGGCGGAGGUAGCGGUCUUGCUGCUGGGUUGUUGCCCUCCUACGGCCUCCUGAUGUACUGGCCUGUCUCCUGGUAGCGCCUCCAUGCUCUGGACACUACGCUGACAGACACAGCAAACCUUCUUGCCACAGCUCGCAUUGAUGUGCCAUCCUGGAUGAGCUGCACUACCUGAGCCACUUGUGUGGGUUGUAGACUCCGUCUCAUACCACCACUGGAGUGAAAGCACCGCCAGCAAUCAAGUGACCAAAGCAUCAGCCAGGAAGCAUAGGAACUGAGAAGUGGUUUGUGGUCACCACCUGCAGAACCACUCCUUUAUUGGGGGUGUCUUGCUAAUUGCCUAUAAUUUCCACCUGCACAACAGCAUGUGAAAAUUGUCAGUGUUGCUUCUUAAGUGGACAGUUUGAUUUCACAGAAGUGUGAUUGACUUGGAGUUACCUGUGUUAAGUGUUCCCUUUAUUUUGAGCAGUGUAUUUGUUACUGCUCAACUAAAACAAUCUCGUUAGACCAAACAGUUGACAAAUUGGGGUAAGCCCUAGUUUCUGUAGUUCUUUUCAAACCGUGUUGAAUUUGCUUGGAUCGUGUGUCAGGUUGUUUUUAUGAAUAAAAAAAUUGUAAUGUG
Molecule: messenger RNA, 4843 nt
Organism: Oncorhynchus masou masou (cherry salmon)
Lineage: Eukaryota; Metazoa; Chordata; Actinopteri; Salmoniformes; Salmonidae
Product: equilibrative nucleoside transporter 1-like
Exons: 14
Coding region: 336-1679 (447 amino acids)
Biological process (GO): uridine transmembrane transport; nucleoside transmembrane transport
Cellular component (GO): plasma membrane
Molecular function (GO): nucleoside transmembrane transporter activity
Source: RefSeq, a predicted model, not a curated record